CAUGCGGAUAUACCGCUAUGUAAAAUGGCGGUGUGAGAGAGGCUCGUUCAAAACACAGCGGUCUUACCUGUGAAGGUGGUGAGCUAACACCUCUGAAACGGUCUGCGUUACGUGGAGCUGUCUAAUAAUUAUUUAGAGGUAGAGGUUGGAAUUUACAUUCCAGAACAGAGCAGGUGGGAUGGCGAAGAGGAUCGCUGAUAAGGAGCUGACGGACAGGAACUGGGAUCAGGAAGAGGAGGGAGAGGAGGCCGGGACCUUUUCAGUCGCAAGUGAAGAUGUGUUGAAGAACCGGGCGAUUAAAAAGGCCAAACGCAGAAAUACUGGAGCAGAGGGCGAGGGCAGCGGCGCCUUCAAAGGCUUUAAAGGCUUUUCUCUGAGCGCGUCGGCGACCGGAGGCUCCACGCCGGCGCCGUUCUCUGGUUUCGGGAACGGAGGAGGCUUUAAAGGCCUCAGCAGUCUGACCAACGGGAACAGCGUCGCUCCAUCGUUCGGAGGUUUCUCUUCUCCUGCUGUGACGUCCACUGCGACACCCGGUCUGACGUUCAACGGCCCCGCCUCCGCCAAGCCCACCGCCGACAUCACCGCCAAGCAGACCAACGGCUCCGCCCCGAGCCCGGCUCAAAGCUCCGGCUCCUGCGGCAGCGUCGGCAACAAGGAGUACAGCCGGCAGCUCACCGCUCUCAACUGCUCGGUGCGGGACUGGAUCACCAAGCACGUGAACGACAACCCGCUGUGCGAUCUCAACCCCAUCUUCAGGGAUUAUGAGCGCCACCUGGCCAGCAUCGAGCGCCAGUACGGAGCCGGCUCUGCCGACGGGGGCUCCGAGGAGAAGAAGCAGGGAGGGCUGCCGCCGUCCGCGGCCACCCCUCCUCCUCCUCCUGCCUCCUCUUCCUCCAGCGGCAGCAGAAGCGGCUCCGCGGCUCCGGCCGCCGCUUUGUUCUCCUUCGGCAAAAAUCCGACAGAAGACUCGGGGCGGGACAAAAGCGCCGCCGCCGCUCCCGUCGGCGUCACGUUUAACUUCGGCCAGAAGGUGGACAGCUCGGUCCUCGGCUCCUUAGGCUCCAACGCGACCCCCCCCAGCUUCUCCUUCUCCUCCAGCGCCUCCUCCGGCCAGACCUCCCUGUUUGGAGCUCCUGGAUCCUUCAGCGGGACCAAGUCUGAGGACGCCCGGCCUGCAGACGAGAACGGAGACGAGGAGUCGGAGGAGCCGCCCAAACCCGAGGUGAAGGAGGUGAAAGAGGACGACGCCUUCUACUCCAAGAAGUGUAAACUGUUCUACAAGAAGGACUCGGAGUUCAAAGAGAAAGGAGUGGGAACGCUGCACCUCAAACAGAUGGAGGAGGGAAAGACUCAGAUGAUCAUCCGCGCCGACACCAACCUGGGAAACAUCCUCCUCAACAUCGUCGUGCAGUCGUCCAUGCCGUGCUCUCGGGUCGGGAAGAACAACGUGAUGGUGGUGUGCGUCCCCAACCCGCCCGUCGACGACAAGAACCCUGGCGGCCCCGUGCCCCUGCUGAUCCGGGUCAAGACCGCCGAGGACGCCGACGAGCUCCACAAGACCCUGGAGGAGAAGAAAGGCUGAGGGCGGAGCUUAGAGCGGACUGGACCCGGUGGACGUCAUCGUGCCGGGUUUAUCCACACACACACUCACACACUCACGUGAUCACACCUGUUCUUAACUCACCCUGCCAAUCACGUCUCCCUCAGUUUGUCACAUGGUUUGGUCGUCAUACUGUGAAAUCUUCUUGUUGAUUUUGAAUCACGUCGUCGUCGUCGCUGUUCGACCCGGCCUCAUUCCUCCGGCUCGACGCUGCUGCUGCUGCUGUUUUACCUGAACCUGAACGAUGUUUCUCAUCAGCGUCAGUGUUUCAUUUACUGUUUUAAUUUGGUCGUCGAGUGACUGAAAGUGUGAAUCCGGAUGAAUUCUUAUCGUGCGACUCUUUGAUCUUGACCACUCGCAGCUCAGAAUGAAGGUCCAGUCGAUUUGGUUUUACAAAUUAAAUACCUGCAGUAACAGCUGAUUUUUUAAAGCGAGCGUGUGGAGGAUUUAGUGCGUCUGAGUGCUUCUGCUCUGGAGUCUAUUUAUUGUGUGGGCGGGAUUUGGACUCUGAUCGAACCUCGUGUGAAUGUUUCCCCUGAAGAGCUUCUGAAAACGGUGUGAGGGGUGCAGGUGUGAAACAGACCAGAUGUUUUUGUCUCUGUUAACAUGGACUGUUGUUUUUUCAAGUGUCCUUUGUGUGGCCUUCGGUUCAGCCUCCGAGACGAGGCGCGCUGUCAUCGUCUGAGAACAUUUGUAAAGACAUUUAUUGGGGAAUAAAAGGAAACAAAACACCACGUCUGCUGCUCCU
Molecule: messenger RNA, 2348 nt
Organism: Chelmon rostratus (copperband butterflyfish)
Lineage: Eukaryota; Metazoa; Chordata; Actinopteri; Chaetodontiformes; Chaetodontidae
Gene: nup50
Product: nucleoporin 50
Exons: 8
Coding region: 179-1582 (467 amino acids)
Biological process (GO): protein import into nucleus
Cellular component (GO): nuclear pore
Source: RefSeq, a predicted model, not a curated record